AUGGGAUUGCUCGACAUUACCCCCCCUGGCGUCGUCUCUGGCAAGGACGUGUACAAGGUGUUCGACUAUGCUCGCGAGCACAAGUUUGCCAUCCCCGCUUUCAACGUGACGACUUCGUCGGUUGCCAACUCGGCUCUUGAGGCUGCCCGCGACGCCAAGUCGCCCGUCAUCCUCCAGUUGUCGCAGGGUGGUGCUCUGUUCUUCGCUGGCAAGGGUCUUGCCAACGACAAGCAGCAGGGCUCGGUUGCCGGUGCCGUGGCCGCCGCCCACUACAUCCGUGCUGUGGCGAAGGACUACGGUGUCCCGGUCAUCCUGCACUCGGACCACUGCGCCAAGAAGCUUCUCCCCUGGUUCGACGGCAUGCUCGCCGCCGACGAGGAGUACUUCCAGAAGACGGGCGAGCCCCUCUUCAGCUCGCACAUGCUCGACCUGUCGGAGGAGCCCAAGGAGGAGAACAUCCAGACCUGCCUGCACUACCUUGAGCGCAUGGCCAAGAUCGGUGUCUGGCUCGAGAUGGAGAUCGGUAUCACUGGUGGUGAGGAGGACGGUGUGAACAACGAGCACGUCCACAACUCGGCCCUCUACACCCAGCCCGAGGACAUCUGGGACAUCUACAAGGCCUUCAGCGCCAUCACGCCCAACUUCAGCAUUGCUGCUGGCUUUGGUAACGUGCACGGUGUGUACAAGCCCGGCAACGUCUCGCUCCGUCCCGAGCUCCUGCGCAUGCACCAGGAUUACGUCCGUGAGCAGACCAAGACCGACAAGGAGAACCCCGUGUUCCUGGUCUUCCACGGUGGCUCGGGCUCGGAGAAGCAGGAGAUCGCCACUGCCGUCGUCAACGGUGUGGUGAAGAUGAACGUCGACACCGACACCCAGUGGGCCUACCUCGAGGGUAUCCGUGACUUCAUCCUCAACAAGAAGGACUACCUCCUUACCCAGGUCGGCAACCCCGAGGGCAAGGACAAGCCCAACAAGAAGUUCUACGACCCCCGUGUCUGGCUCCGUGAGGGUGAGAAGACCAUGGUCAAGCGCUGCAUCGUGGCGUUCGACGACCUCAAGUCGGCUAACCAGCUCUAA
This is a messenger RNA of Malassezia japonica, 1077 nucleotides long. RefSeq names its product Fructose-bisphosphate aldolase 1 (gene FBA1). Bases 1 to 1077 code for a protein of 358 amino acids. Gene Ontology annotation, biological process: glycolytic process; gluconeogenesis. Gene Ontology annotation, molecular function: zinc ion binding; fructose-bisphosphate aldolase activity. Lineage: Eukaryota; Fungi; Basidiomycota; Malasseziomycetes; Malasseziales; Malasseziaceae. Gene Ontology annotation, cellular component: cytosol. The record is from RefSeq and is a predicted model, not a curated record. The transcript is spliced from 2 exons.